Molecule: messenger RNA, 903 nt
Organism: Mytilus trossulus (common blue mussel)
Lineage: Eukaryota; Metazoa; Mollusca; Bivalvia; Mytilida; Mytilidae
Product: placenta-specific gene 8 protein-like
Exons: 4
Coding region: 97-522 (141 amino acids)
Source: RefSeq, a predicted model, not a curated record
UGAUAAUUACACAAAUCAUGCAUAUAUAUACCUUACAACGUGUGUGGUGAAAUUAGUUAGGUGACACUCCAGCAAGACGAUCCAAGCCUAUUAAAUAUGAGUACUGAGGAAACAAAGAAACAUCUUUAUCCAGAAGUAAACUAUGGUUCAACCCAACCGCCACCAUACAACCAACCAGUGAUCAAUCAACCACAGCUUCAGAAUAAUCCUUUAAUGGUCACAUCAUUUGAAGGACACAGGGAGUGGACUACAGGACUUUGUGACUGUUUAGCUGAUCCAGCAACAUGUUUGCUGACAUGCAUGUGUCAUCCUUGUUCUGUGUGUUACCUUGGGUCACGGAUGGGAGAACAUUUCUGCAUGCCAAUGUGCGUUCCUGCCAGUAAUAUCACACUUCGAAACAAAAUAAGAACCGUUGGUGGAAUUAGGGGAACCAUGUGCACAGAUUGCGUAACAGCUUCAUUUUGUGGUCCUUGUUCCACAUGCCAGGACCACAGAGAACUUACAAAUAUGGGUAUCAAAUAAGACAGGAAAAUAGAAAACAUCAACAGUGAUUACGUGCUAUAUUUGUCAUAUAUUUCAACAUUUUAUUCUAUGUAUCGCAUCGAGACAACGAUUUAUCAUUACCAUUUUACAUGUAUGAUAUAUGAAGUCAUUUACACAUCAAAAGUAAUCAACCAAGUGAAAAUUGAUAUGUCCUACUACAGUAUGUAGCAUAUUGUAGCAAACAUUAAAUUUUCUUUGAUAUGGUGUGUUGCUAUAUCUUGGACAUGAUGGAAGGCAAAGUGUUUAAACGAGCCAACAGAGCAGAUCGGUGGAUAUAAUCACUAAAUACAACAUAACAUUGUUUUAUAGUUUUUAUUAUUUUACCUUUCAAAUUGCGUCAAUUAAAAAUACUAUAUCGUA